AUGGGCAGACUCUUACAGAUCCCAUUAUCCCUGCUAAUAGCCUUUUCCUUGGUGAUAAAGGCCCAGGAGAAUCCGGGAGUAUGGAGAAAAUUCAUUGAUAUUGAACAGGACCAUGCAUUUUUCCCAGAGACCCUUCAAUUUUCCAUAAAGCAGUACAACAAACACAGCAAUGAUGAGUACCUCUAUCAGAUGACCCAGUUGAUUCGAGCCCAGGAGCAGUUGUCAACGGGAUUUGAGUACCUCAUAGACAUGGAACUCAGCCGGACCAUGUGUAGAAAAGAUAUAGACUUUGAUCCCAUUAACUGUAGCCUUCAAGAGGACCCAGAAUUGUAUAAGGUCAUCAACUGUACUUUUUUCAUUUUUGCUGUACCUUGGAAUGGACAAUAUGAGCUGAGGAGCAGUAACUGUACUAAUAUUUAG
Molecule: messenger RNA, 420 nt
Organism: Dromiciops gliroides (monito del monte)
Lineage: Eukaryota; Metazoa; Chordata; Mammalia; Microbiotheria; Microbiotheriidae
Product: cystatin-like
Exons: 3
Coding region: 1-420 (139 amino acids)
Cellular component (GO): cell surface; cytoplasm; extracellular region
Molecular function (GO): cysteine-type endopeptidase inhibitor activity
Source: RefSeq, a predicted model, not a curated record